CUCGGACGCCCCGCGGGCGGCGCUCCAUGCCCGUGUGGUGCUGCCGCUGCUCCCUGCCUGGGCAUCUCAGAAACUAUAGUGACACCGAAACUGAAGGAGAGAUUUUUAAUUCCUUAGUGCAAUAUUUUGGUGAUAAUUUGGGGCAAAAAGUUAAAGCGAUGCCAUUAGUUGAAGAAACUUCUUUACUUGAAGAUUCAUCAGUGACUUUGCCUAUGGUAGUAAUAGGAAAUGGACCCUCAGGAAUAUGCCUUUCUUAUAUGUUGUCUGGCUACAGACCAUAUUUGUCUUCAGAAGCAAUACAUCCCAAUACAAUCUUACAUAGUAAAUUAGAAGAAGCAAGACAUCUUUCCAUUGUUGACCAGGACUUAGAAUACUUGUCUGAGGGCUUGAGGGCCGAUCAUCCAAUCCAGUUGCAGUACUUUUCGACACACUUCUUCAUCCAGAUGCUGACUUUGGAUAUGAUUAUCCAUCUGUUUUGCACUGGAAAUUAG
Talpa occidentalis (Iberian mole) is the source of this 491-nucleotide messenger RNA. RefSeq names its product oxidative stress-induced growth inhibitor 2-like. NCBI's taxonomy places the organism in Eukaryota, Metazoa, Chordata, Mammalia, Eulipotyphla, Talpidae. The record is from RefSeq and is a predicted model, not a curated record. The transcript has 4 exons. The coding region runs from base 27 to 491 and encodes 154 amino acids.